This is a messenger RNA of Rangifer tarandus platyrhynchus (Svalbard reindeer), 1167 nucleotides long. NCBI's taxonomy places the organism in Eukaryota, Metazoa, Chordata, Mammalia, Artiodactyla, Cervidae. The record is from the annotation of a GenBank genome assembly.
AUGGUGGUGCAGGACAGCGUGGACGCCCCCGGCGUGCCGCUGGAGCCCUUCCUGCACCAGGUCGGGGGGCACCUGAGCGUGAUGAAGUAUGAUGAACACACGGUGUGCAAGCCCCUCAUCUCCCAGGAACAGAGGUUCUACGAGUCCCUGCCGCUGGCCAUGAAGCGCUUCACCCCGCAGUACAAAGGCACCAUCACCGUGCACCUCCGGAAGGACAGCCGCGGCCGUCUCAGCCUGGUUGCCACCCCCCUGACUGAGAACCGGGGGCCCUUCACGGUCUCCACGGAGUCGGCAGCGGUGGCCAUAUGGCAGACCCUCCAGCAGAGCCCUGGCGGUGGCGCCCUCCCCCUCGCCCAGUGGCAGCACCCCCAGCGGGCACACUCGCUCACGGAGAGCCCGGCCACGGCGCUCCUGAGGUCCGAGCUCCACCUCAAGGCCCAAGUCCCCUCGCUGGUGGAAGACGUGAACGGGAACCUGACGGAGAAGGGCAGCUUUAACCCGUGGGGCCUCCGCUGCCACCAGGCCCACCUGCAUCGCCUGUGUGCCGAGUACCCGGAGAACCAGCGGCACCGGUUCCUGUUGCUGGAAAACGUAGUGUCACAGUACAAGCAUCCCUGCAUCUUAGACCUGAAGAUGGGGACCCGGCAGCAUGGGGACGACGCUUCAGAGGAGAAGAAGGCCCGCCACAUGCGGAAGUGUGCGCAGAGCACCUCGGCCCAUCUGGGCAUGCGCAUCUGCGGCAUGCAGGUUUAUCAAAGCGAUAAGAAGCACUUUCUCUGCAAAGACAAGUACUAUGGAAGAAAGCUUUCAGUGGAGGGUUUCAGGCAAGCGCUUUACCAGUUCCUGCACGAUGGGACCCGCUUCCGGACGGAGCUGCUGGAGCCUAUCCAGCGCCAGCUCCAGGCCCUCCUCUCGGUCAUUAGGAGCCAGAGCUCAUACCGGUUCUACUCUAGCUCCCUUCUCAUCAUCUAUGAUGGGCAGGAGACUCCACAGACGCCCCAUGGCAGCAACGUCAUCAAAGUUGAUGUCCGGAUGAUCGACUUUGCUCACACAACAUACAAAGGCUCCUGGAAUGAACACACCACCUACGAUGGACCAGAUCCAGGCUAUAUCUUUGGCCUGGAAAACCUCAUCCAGAUCCUGCAAGGUAUUCAUGAGGGACAAUGA